Messenger RNA from Pollicipes pollicipes, 1426 nucleotides. RefSeq names its product 26S proteasome non-ATPase regulatory subunit 5. The transcript has 9 exons. The annotation marks the transcript as partial. Gene Ontology annotation, biological process: proteasome assembly. Gene Ontology annotation, cellular component: cytosol. The record is from RefSeq and is a predicted model, not a curated record. Lineage: Eukaryota; Metazoa; Arthropoda; Thecostraca; Pollicipedomorpha; Pollicipedidae.
GGGGCUCGGUUCUGUCCCGUUUUGGCUUACCCGUUGUUUUUCCAGAAUCCUUCCGCCCAGUCGAGCGUCUCGGAGACGUGUCCAUUCAAAUCAAUUGGACAAUUUCAAGUUUUCUCAAUUUGUCUGUGUCCAAUAAUUGGGGCAGAGGUCAUCUGCAGUGGGAACAAUGGCUGUGUCCGUUAGUGAUCUUUCUAUCCUGCUCCAAAAUAUAUCGAUCUCUUCCGAACCAAAGUCUGGCCUGGACGAACUGAAGAACGUUUUAUCUACGCUCCGUAUUGAUCAUAUUCAAAAUGCUGGCGAUGAGCUCGAUCUAAAAAUUCUAUUUGACUGCUUGAACAGCUCCAGCAAGGAGCAGGUGGAGACAUGUUCUGAUGUGCUUGGCAAGCUGUUAGUUGCAAGUCCAGCCUCUGUAAACAUCAUGAGGUACCCAACUGAGCUUGACCGAGCUCUGUCCCACCCCAUGGAGGCUGUCAAACUGCUGGUGCUCAAACAGGUGUCACGAUGUGUUGCUGAUGACAGUGCAUUGAGGAACUUGAAACUCCAUUCUGGAUUACUGAAGAAUGUUAUCAGCUGCAUUGGGUGCCGCGAGGCGUCAGUGGGCUCGGCGGCCAUACGUGUGGUGACGGCGCUGGCCUGUAGCAGCCAACAGGCCGUCCUACUGGUGUUCAGCCCGCCACUGCUCGACCAGCUGCGCCAAACCAUGGCCUCCAGCGACGUCGUCCGCUACCGGGGAUACGAGGUGGCGGUCAGCGUUUCGUGCGUGUCACGGGAGAACAUGAAGCUUCUGACGGACGUGGGCCUGCUGCCUGAGCUGGUGCAGGAGGUGUUCGGCCGCGACGUUCUGGUGCAGCUGAACGCCCUCGAGCUGCUCACCACGCUGGCGCGGGCCGACCACGGCUUCGAGCACCUGGAGGCGGAGGGCGUUACCCAGCGGCUGGAGAAGCUGCUGACCGUGCCCGAGGACGCGUCGAUGCACGACUACAUCCUGCCGGGUGUGAUGAAGUUCUUCGGCCAGGUGGGGCACGACCGGCCUGAACACGUGCUGUCACGGUACCCGUCGUUCGCUGCCAACCUGCUCUCGAUGGCGGCCGAGCCGGACCACACUCGUCGCCUGUCCGCGCUCGACACGCUGGCCUGUCUCGGCAUGACGGUCGCCGGCAAACUGGCGCUCGGCAGACAAGGUACGGCCAUGACGGAAUGCGUGGCCGAGAUCGGCCGGCUGGCCCAGAACGCGCCCAGCGAACUUCGCAUCCGGGCCCUGGAGACCAUCGAGCAGCUGCUCCAGCUGAAGGCGGGUGAACUGACGGACGAGCUGCUGGCGCUGACACAGGCCUGGUUCGCGGCCGUGGCGCCCCAGCCGCUCGACCUGGUCUGGGGCCUGGCGCGACAGCCGUUCCUGGACCUGCGCCUGGCGGCGCUGCGCGUG